Messenger RNA from Ictalurus furcatus (blue catfish), 3207 nucleotides. RefSeq names its product dynein axonemal assembly factor 11-like. The record is from RefSeq and is a predicted model, not a curated record. Gene Ontology annotation, biological process: outer dynein arm assembly. Gene Ontology annotation, molecular function: protein binding. Lineage: Eukaryota; Metazoa; Chordata; Actinopteri; Siluriformes; Ictaluridae. The transcript has 13 exons. Bases 210 to 1619 code for a protein of 469 amino acids. Gene Ontology annotation, cellular component: cytoplasm.
UGCCAGGCAAUGCACUUUUUAGACGGUCCCUUACUGACUCUAUUACUAUAACGCGCGGAUGACCUGCGUUUCCGAAAGAUUCGCUUCCGCGGUCAAUUUUCCGGGGAAAAUAAAAAAAUAGAUACAAUUGUACUUUGUUCUCUGUCCACUCCAGAAAGCUCCUACUUCCGCAAGACCUGUUCCCAUAGUAACACUUCACAAACUCAAGCAUGGUGCUCAUUAGUGAGGGUCUCAUCCGCCGUCGUGCUGAGCACAACAACUGUGAGAUCUUUUCUCUGGAGGAGAUUUCACUACAUCAGCAGGACAUUGAACGGAUAGAGUACAUUGACAAGUGGUGCCGAGACUUGAAAAUCCUCUAUUUGCAAAACAACCUAAUUUCCAAGAUAGAAAAUGUGGGCAGACUGAAGAAGUUGGAAUAUCUGAAUCUGGCACUGAAUAACAUUGAACUGAUUGAAAAUUUGGAAGGUUGUGAAUAUCUUCAGAAGCUUGACCUGACUGUGAACUUUGUUGGUCGGUUGAGCAGCGUGGAGUCUCUGAAACAGAAUAUGCACCUCCGGGAGCUCUUUCUUGUGGGGAAUCCCUGCACUGAGUUCAAGGGUUACAGGCAGUAUGUGCUGGCCUGCUUGCCUCAACUUCAGUGGUUAGAUGGCACAGCGAUAGGGCGAGCAGAACGGAUACAGGCACUGCAAAACUUUGAUGAGUUGAAGAAGUGUGUCAUAGAACAAGAGGCUGAAUAUGUGGAAAGGAGAGAGAAACAGAAGAGGGAGGGGCUAGCAGAAACCUCAAGCAUCAACCCACAGGAUUUAGAUCACAAGCAUCUCCGGAGAAACUACUCUCAGAUAACCAAGGAGAACAUGAACCAAGACCCAAAUCUUGAGUGUCAUCGAAAUCAGAAUUCAAACUCAGAGAAUGAGGAGAAUUUUUGGGAAAAGCCAUGUGCCUUCACUCCAGAGUCAAGACUGGAUGCACAUCGUCAUCUAGAGGAGAAGAGGAGAGCAAAAGAGAGAGUGAGAGAACCAAAGAGGAAGGAUAAACCUCCCAGAACUCUGAUCACGUCUGAGGGAAGAGUGCUGAACGUGAAUGAGCCAAAGUUGGACUUUACUCUAAGUGAAAAUGAAGAAAAGAACUGUGUGCUUCUGGAUCUGCAUAUAUACAGGCAUUUAGACACCUCCUUGCUGGAUGUGGAUGUUCAGACUACAUAUGUGAGGGUGACUGUCAAAGGAAAGUUUUUACAGGUGUUCCAGUUGGUUUUGCCUGCUGAGGUUAAACCAGACAGCAGUACAGCACAAAGAUCUCAAACUACUGGCCACCUGCUUAUCACCAUGCUCAAGGUGCAUGGAGAAGUAAAAGUAAAAAAAGCAACUCAUAAACUAACCAGUGGUAGCUACUUAGGAAAUGGGACUUCAGAGACCUCAAAGGAAAAGGGCAGGGUGAUUUCUGGUUGUCAGAGAUUAGAAGUUGACCCCAGCAAAAGCUUUGCUGUACAAUUGGCCAACAUUGUCCCUAAAGAAAACCACACUUCUCAUGGUCCCCUGCAGCUCUCCUGGCCUUGUCGAUCCCAAGAGAAGCCUGUCUCGAAAGACUUUGUCGAUGACCCCGAAGUGCCCCCUCUCAUGUGAGAAACACAAAGAAAGGAAGAAUUUGAGAGAAUGCAUGUAACUGUGUAUAAACAGUACUUGAUAGCAGUUAUAAAUUCCAGUUUUGGACACUCCAGGCACUGAAUGUUUUGGAAUUUUGCUAAUCAAUUCACCAAGACUUAUUAAACAGUUCAAAAGCAGAGUUGUGUGAACAGUGAAAAUCAUGAGAUUCCCAAACUUUGAGGAUCAUUGGUGUAAGUGUAUGAGAUAUUUGGAAAGUCAGCAUGUAGACUGACUAUUGUUACAACAAAUGGUAAAAUAUUGGUGGUUUAGAGGUUUAUAGGGGUUAGUCUGUAGGGGGCAGAUUUGGGAUGGUAAAAAUGACUCUAAUUUUAAUACCAAAACUGUGAACAGUAGUAUUCAGACCUCAAAUGUACAGACCUCAAAUGUAACAACUGAAAACAGUCAUGUCUCAGAUACAGUUACAAUCAAAAUUAUUCAACCCCUAUUGCAAAUCAAGUUUAUUGUCAAAAUCUACAGACUUUCAGCUGUUUGCAAUGAACAAAUCAAAUAAAAGCAACUGAAAUAGUUCAACACAACGAAUGCUUCAAGUGGUUUCCCCAAAUUCAACUGAAAAUGCAACUUAUAAUGACUUCUCCAGUUUCAAAAUUAUUCAACCCCCUGAAUAGAAUCCCUCACAAUAGCACAAAUAUGCAAAACAUGUGUUGUCUCAAGCAUACCUGAUGCAACUAAUCAAGGGCUACAUUAGUUGCACCAGGUGUGCUUGAGCUGAAACACAUGAUAUACCUGAACUGGCUAGGGGCAAAAAAUCAUGACAAUAAACUUGAUUUGCAAUGGGGGUUGAAUAACCUUGAUUGCAACUGUACACAUAAUUCUGACCUUAUACUUAAGCAUAUUAAGAUUCACUGUCUUACAGUUUGAUAUAACCACUAUGUCAUGCUGAACUUUAUAUUUUGGGCUGUAAAUACAUUCAAUAAAUCUAUGGAUUGCCAAGUGGGGCCAAUAUUAAAUACAUAAAUACAAUGACUAUUAAUUACCUAAGUGUAUAGUCCCUUUAAAGACCACAGAAAGGACUUUCAUUCACACUAGGAUCAGAACAGGUGUGAGUUGCACAUGUAUAGUAUAGUGAUAGAAUGGAAUUCCAUUUGUUCACCAAAUUGAAAUCCCGUAGCAUUUUGUUAUCUCAAAGAUGCACACCAGAAUUGGGUUUUCCUUUUGUAGAGCAUUCACACCAGUGGGAAGAAGUCACCAGAACUUUUAUUUGUUCACACCAUAAAAUGCAGAUUGGAAUUGGACCAAGAAGAUCCAGUUGCUCUGCGUUAGGUUUACACUGGGAGAAUGUCGAAGUGGAUUUUUUUCUUUUCCUGUACUUUUUCUGGGCCAGUGAGUUAAGGGUCAGAUGAAUAAAAUAUGAAAAUGUCACUGAACAGUCAGCCAAUCUGAAUUAUUUACACUCCUCUGUCCCAUUCCCAUCACUGUGGAAUGAAAAUCAGAUCUGAACUAAGGUUGUUGUUUUUUUUAUAUGUAUAUUUUACUUUGUCUCUCAUGAUUUCUGAAUGCCAUCCCCAUUUCCCACUCAUCUCAGACAAUUUUAUUUGCCCUUCCCUGA